AAAAUAAUUAUAGUGGAGCCCACCUCCAUUUAGGAGAUGCUUGCCUAUAAGUAAGGCAUCCCCCUACUUGUAAUAUACACAGACAAAGAUCAGAUUAGAGAACAGAAACACAAUGAGAUUAGUUUCUCUACUUUGAUAUCUCAAUUCUCUCCCUUCAAUUUCCCAAUUCCCUCUCUCCAAUUUCUUACUAGAUUUAUAACACGUUAUCAGCACGAAUUUCGCUCAAACAUACCAGCUGAAUUCUCUGAUGAAACUCAGCCAAACAAACACUUCUCUCUUUGUUUCUUCUUCUCUACACUCUUCUCAGCCAUUUUAGCAAGCAUCUGGUGUGCACGGCUGUGCAUGAAAAAGUCCUGUAACAUAAUCCCACCUUUGCUCCCAGAGCCAUUGGGCAUGCCCUUACUCAGUAUCAAACCAACUUCUGUGUCAUCUUCACCACACUUGAUAUCCCUUUUCUUGCAGCUGCCCUAUGCUCCGGCCUACGGCUCAUCAUUUUUCGAUCAAGUGGCCAAUAUGCAUACGGUUCAAGUUUGUCCUUCCUCUUCAUCAUCUUGAUCUUCCUCGCAUAAAAGCUCUACCAACGGCUGAGGUUCAAUUGCCCAUUUAGACUUCUUUUCUGGGGUACAGUUUAGCAAUCCUUCAUCAUCUAAUGAUGCAUCAAGCAAUUGCCAAACAAUUGAAAAUAAAAACUCAACCACAAGAAUCCCAGGGUCACUUGCUGGCAGACCAAAUAUCCAGGAAAGAUGAAGAAUAGAAUCUAUCGAUUUCAUGGUUCUGUAAGAAUUAUACAAAUAUCAGAACUUAGAUUCAAUCUCCCACCCGGUCCGCGUCCAUGGCCGAUCGUCGGAAACCUCUACGACAUAAAGCUAUCUUCAUCGUCUUCUCUGCAAGUUCCUGUACAGCUUCGAUGUGUUCGCAUCGGAAGAAGUGGAGUCUCUGCUCCCUCCCGGCCUCGGAUUCUUCCUGUGGUUGCAGCAAAGAAGCAAACAUUUUCCUCCUUUGAGGAUUUGCUGGCUACUACUGACAAACCUGUUUUGGUUGACUUCUAUGCAACCUGGUGUGGUCCUUGUCAAUUUAUGGCUCCUAUCCUCAAUGAAGUGAGUAUUACUCUGAAUGACAAGAUCCAGGUGGUGAAAAUUGACACUGAGAAGUAUCUAGGUGCUAUCUUUGAUAUUACAGCAACAAAUGGUCUUGAUACGGGCAGGAAACUAUGUAUCUUCGGGUUUUGCCGUUCCAUUGAGAUGCUAAAGCACAAGUUGUGGGUUGGCCACCAGUGCGAUCAUACCUGGAGCUACUGGAAAGGUUGAGUGCAGAUGCAAAUGAUGACAGUGGUGACUGUAGAAAAUAUGCUGUCGGGCACGCAUGAUUACAGCCCUACCCACCGAAACAUUAAAAAAAUAAUAAUAAUAAUAA
Messenger RNA from Prunus persica (peach), 1413 nucleotides. Its product is annotated as thioredoxin Y1, chloroplastic. The transcript has a single exon. Lineage: Eukaryota; Viridiplantae; Streptophyta; Magnoliopsida; Rosales; Rosaceae. The record is from RefSeq and is a predicted model, not a curated record. Gene Ontology annotation, molecular function: oxidoreductase activity, acting on a sulfur group of donors, disulfide as acceptor. Bases 744 to 1307 code for a protein of 187 amino acids. Gene Ontology annotation, cellular component: cytoplasm.